Molecule: messenger RNA, 1155 nt
Organism: Aspergillus melleus
Lineage: Eukaryota; Fungi; Ascomycota; Eurotiomycetes; Eurotiales; Aspergillaceae
Gene: rrp4
Product: exosome non-catalytic core subunit RRP4
Exons: 2
Coding region: 1-1155 (384 amino acids)
Biological process (GO): exonucleolytic trimming to generate mature 3'-end of 5.8S rRNA from tricistronic rRNA transcript (SSU-rRNA, 5.8S rRNA, LSU-rRNA); nuclear polyadenylation-dependent rRNA catabolic process; U4 snRNA 3'-end processing
Cellular component (GO): cytoplasmic exosome (RNase complex); nuclear exosome (RNase complex)
Molecular function (GO): RNA binding
Source: RefSeq, a predicted model, not a curated record
AUGGCCAUUACCAUUCUUCCUCCAGUUGUGGACGAUGUGGAUAUCCCCUCAGAUUCCGACGUCGAUUCAAUGUCCGUGGACUCGGACGGCGGCGUUGGAAUAGCUGCAGGAGGAAGUUCAAGACCGAGUAAACAGUCUGGCCCAGUAGGAGGAAUAGCAGGCAGUACAGGGAUUGUCACGCCCGGCGAGGUCGUGACCGACGAUCCCCAAUGGAUGAGAGGACAUGGCACCUACACGAACCCUCUAUCAACCUCUAUUAUCGCCACCGUUGCCGGAAACGUCCAAAAAACCAACAAAUUGCUUUCAGUCCAGCCUCUUCGAGCCCGUUAUACUCCGGAGAUCGGUGACCUUGUGGUUGGUCGCAUUGUCGAGGUUCAGUCGCGCCGGUGGAAGGUAGACGUCGCCGCUCCUCUCCUUGCACAACUUCCACUUUCCGCAAUCAACCUUCCAGGCGGUAUCCUGCGUCGACGAACGAGUGCGGAUGAGCUGCAGAUCCGAACUUUCUUCAGCGAGGGAGAUCUGCUGGUAGCCGAGGUUCAAAAUGUACAUUCGGAUGGCGCUGCCUCGCUACAUACACGGUCGCUGAAGUACGGCAAACUCCGGAACGGCGUCUUUCUCGCCGUGACCGGAACCGGUGGUAGCGGCGCGUCCAGCUCGAAUGUCAAGGGCGGCCUCGGCACCGGGUCUGCUGCGGCGGGCACCACGGGCGGAGUUGUUCGAUCUCGGAGGCAAGUAUGGACCAUCAGUACCGCCAACGGAGGUGGCGACGUGGAUGUCAUACUCGGAGUGAACGGGUUUAUUUGGAUCUCGAAGCACGCGGACGACUCGGCGGCUGCAUCUUCUACGACCGACAGCGUUUCCAUCACGCGCAUGGAGGAGAUGGUAUCGAGCUCUAUCUACUCCAGCCAGAACGACGAGAUCCCCCCGCAGACGCGCCGUGAAAUUGCACGACUGGCACAGUGUAUCCGUGUCCUGGUCCACGGAGGCGUCCGGGUGGACGAGGACACGGUGAUGGGAGCGUACGAGGCCAGUCUACAGGUGGACUUGGAGGUUGGGGAUGAUGACUACGACGAUGAUCACCGGGGAGAAGGUCGAGAGUACCUGGAGGGUAGUAAAUCGCGGAGGAUCUUGGAAUUGGCGUUGGAACGGAAAUGA